AUGAGCGAAUCGGAGUCUCUGGGUGGGAGCAGCGCGUCGACGACGACGACGGCCGGCAGCGACGAGUACACCAUGUCGCAGAUUUUCGGCACCGCCGGACGUCCGAUUCCACUCUCGACGUUCGCCGGCGUCGCGAUUCCAAACUCUUGGGGAUCAGCCGUGUCGCAGCCGAUGCUAGCCGGCUCAUUUGGCUUGGCACCGACACCACCACCAGUCAUUCAGGAGAUCAUCAAGUGCACGCUGUGCCUAGAACCGUAUCGUGAUCCGAAGGUUCUCGCGUGCUUCCACUCGUUUUGCAAGGGUUGUCUGGCGAAACAUCUUGAGCAGCCGGAACGUAUCAUCUGCCCGCAGUGCAACAUGGAGACUCAGUUGAGUGUACAACUCGGUCUCGACUCGCUGCUCACCGACUUUGGUCUCGAAUCGGUGAUGAACAAGCAGCAGCAGUUGUUCGCCAACCUGGCACUGUCCGAGAAUGGAAACGGAGGCGCCCCAACACCAUCAGCCGCGAUCCCCGUCCCCAACGCCCACCUCCGUCCAUCAAUGGUGGCUGGCUCGGAUCCGUCCAACCCUGUCGUUGGAUUCGGAUUCAGUUCCCCCACGUCCUCCACCUCUGGAUCACCACCAUUGAGCGAUUCGCCUACGAUCGAGGAGCAGCAUCAGGCACAAAUCGCCGCCAUGAUGCAAGGACUCCUUAACAACAAUGCCGCCGUGGCGCCUGUGAUUGCUCCGGUUCCAGCGGUUCAUUGCAAUGGAUGCAAGUCUAAUGAGACGGCAACAUCGUUCUGUCAAGACUGCAACGCGAAUCUGUGCGACAAUUGCACAAUGGCACACAAGUACAUGCACUGCUUUGCCGAUCAUCGAGUCGUGGAGCUCACACCAGCUGGAUCGUCGGCGUCCUCCACGACGUCUUCUACACCAAGCAGCUCCGACUCGGAACGCAGUCAGUUGUUGGCGUCGUUGGGUGGAAAACACUCUCCACAGGCAGCCGCUGCGAUGAUGUUACUCGGGAAUGGAAAGCGGCCAGUGCUCUGUCUCCAGCAUCGUGCUUCGGAGCUCGUCUUCUUCUGUGUGACGUGCAAUUUGGCGAUCUGCAGAGAUUGUACUCAGGCGGACCAUCCAGCUGGAACACAUCAGUAUGAGCUGAUUUCAGAUGUUGCUGACAAACAGCUGCUGAAAAUGGAGCAACUCAUCGCCGACGCGAGAAACAAGCACGCUGACAUGCUGGACAUGUUUAAGCAGGUCGACUCGAAGCAACAGAUCCUGACGGCCUCGCUGCACAAUGCUCACGCGCAGCUCGACGAAACGGUGUCCACGCUGCUCCAAGCGAUUCAGGAGCAGAAGAAGCAGCUGUCCAAGGAGAUUGAUAACGCGUUUGCGGCGAAGCAGGUAAUCCAACUCACAAUGGUCGACAAACGGAUUCAAUCAAUGGCCGACAAGCUCUCGCAAACCAUCGAGUUCUCCCGACGCCUCAUGUCGUUCUCGUCGCCAGCCGAGGUUAUGGUGUUCAAACAGUUGCUCGACACUCGUCUUCAACUAUUCCUGGGCUUCAAUCCCGAUACCAGCGGAGUGCUCAACACGUCGUGCGAAAUUGAGUACCUCGGAGCCGCCGGAUUGUACAGCAACUCGUCCAGUGCAGUUCAACAGCUUCUCGGAAGUGUACGUGGAGGAAAUUCCAAUCCUAUCGCCAUUCCAAAUGACUUCCUGAUGCCAUCAGCGCAGACUGGAAUGCCGCCAACGCCAAUUGGCAGAGCCCCGGGAUCAACUCGUGGCAUCCAAAUCGAGCAGAACGGACUGUCCCGCUCGCCACCACACCACGUCGCCGCGUCGCUUCCAAUGAAUGCCUUCUCGGAUUCCAACCUCCUCCGGCCGAACAAGGACUUUGGAGGAUCCUCACAAUCGCUUGGACCAUUCAGUGCCCUUAACGGAGCCGCCGCCAGCGCUGAUCCAUUCUCAUCGCAAUACGAUAAAUGGAGUCUUGGAGUUGAGCCAGUUGGAUCAGUUGGAGGACUCCUCGAGGGAGGAAACGUUGAUGAGGAGAAAUUCCAGACGCUCUUCCCACCAUCUCGCUCUCAGAUCAAACGACAGAAGAUGAUCUAUCACUGCAAGUUUGGAGAGUUUGGAGUCAUGGAAGGCCAAUUCACUGAACCAUCUGGAGUGGCUGUCAACGGACAGGGAGACAUUGUCGUCGCCGACACGAACAACCAUCGUAUCCAGGUGUUUGACAAGGACGGCCGCUUCAAGUUCCAAUUCGGAGAGUGCGGAAAGCGCGACGGGCAGCUGUUGUACCCGAACCGUGUUGCCGUGAAUCGUACCACUGGAGACUUUGUCGUCACCGAGCGGUCGCCGACUCAUCAAAUUCAAGUCUACAAUCAAUACGGUCAAUUCUUGCGCAAGUUUGGCGCCAACAUUCUUCAACAUCCGCGUGGAGUGUGUGUCGACAACAAGGGACGGAUCAUUGUGGUCGAGUGCAAAGUGAUGCGAGUCAUCAUCUUUGACAUGUUCGGCAACAUUUUGCAAAAGUUCUCGUGCUCUCGCUAUCUGGAGUUUCCCAACGGCGUGUGCACCAACGACAAGAACGAGAUUCUGAUCUCGGACAAUCGUGCUCACUGCAUCAAGGUGUUCUCCUACGAGGGACAAUAUUUGCGUCAAAUUGGUGGAGAAGGCGUCACCAACUAUCCGAUUGGCGUUGGAAUCAACUCGUUGGGAGAGGUGGUUGUUGCUGAUAACCAUAACAACUUCAAUUUGACUGUCUUCUCGCAGGACGGCACAAUGAUUGGUGCCCUCGAGUCGCGUGUCAAGCACGCUCAAUGCUUCGACGUCGCCCUCGUUGACGAUGGAUCGGUGGUUCUUGCCUCGAAGGACUAUCGCCUCUACCUCUACCGCUUCCUGCCAGCAUCGCCAUCGACAGCCGCCGCCGCUGGAACUGGCCAGAUCUAG
Caenorhabditis briggsae is the source of this 2937-nucleotide messenger RNA. It is a transcript of the gene Cbr-ncl-1, whose product is annotated as Protein CBR-NCL-1. The record is from RefSeq and is a predicted model, not a curated record. Gene Ontology annotation, molecular function: zinc ion binding; translation repressor activity; mRNA 3'-UTR binding. The transcript is spliced from 10 exons. Gene Ontology annotation, biological process: negative regulation of translation. NCBI's taxonomy places the organism in Eukaryota, Metazoa, Nematoda, Chromadorea, Rhabditida, Rhabditidae. Bases 1 to 2937 code for a protein of 978 amino acids.